AUGGAAACAUGGGUUUUGCUUACAGUCGAAGCUGUAACUUCUAAACAAUCCAAGAAGUCUAAGGAUGAUGAAGCAGAGGUACCAGUUACAAGUACGAAAAAGUCUACAUCCAAGUCUCCUAAGAACAAGCCUGAAAGUGAUACGAAGAGGGCAGAAGAGGUUAUUGUUGUUAAGCCUUCGAAACUGUUCUCAUGUGGAACAAGAAAAGGAAGUGAAACCCAAUUGGUUGAGUGGAAUGUGAUUAAUGGAGCCAUCAAGAGGGAAUAUUCUGGUUUAAGAAAGAAGUUUAUGGGGGUUGUAGACUUCGACACCCUAAGAAAUCGUUUCUUAGCUGCUGGAGACGGGUUUCACAUAAAGUUUUGGGACAUGGAUAGUAUCCAAGUGCUGAAACAUACCUAUACAGAUGCUCGAUUGCAUGCAAGUCCUAGAUUAAGAUUUAACAAGGAAGGGUCAUUGCUGGCAGUCACCACAUGCGACAACGGAAUUAUAAUCUUGGCAAAUGAUGAUGGGCAGCGCUUUGUCACUGAAUUAAAAGAUGGAAUUUAUAGCGAGUCCAGGCAUAUACAGUUUCAAAGGCUAAUUCAGAAAGCAGUAAGGAUGUGGAGAUCAAACCAAGAAUUAUGGAUGGUGCAUGGCGGCAACCUUUGCAAUUUAUAA
Messenger RNA from Lactuca virosa, 657 nucleotides. The record is from the annotation of a GenBank genome assembly. Lineage: Eukaryota; Viridiplantae; Streptophyta; Magnoliopsida; Asterales; Asteraceae.